Messenger RNA from Suillus clintonianus, 1104 nucleotides. RefSeq lists its product as uncharacterized. Gene Ontology annotation, cellular component: cytoplasm. Bases 117 to 1061 code for a protein of 314 amino acids. Gene Ontology annotation, molecular function: rRNA (uridine-N3-)-methyltransferase activity. The transcript is spliced from 3 exons. NCBI's taxonomy places the organism in Eukaryota, Fungi, Basidiomycota, Agaricomycetes, Boletales, Suillaceae. The record is from RefSeq and is a predicted model, not a curated record. Gene Ontology annotation, biological process: rRNA base methylation.
AACCGUUAGGGAGGAACCUUGUUGGGGCGACGACAUUCCACAAAGUUGAUUCAAAGUAUGUGCAUUACAUUUAAAAUGACAGCGACAAGAAUCAGUCUCUACCUUCACUAGAUAUCAUGGGACACAAGAAGAAAACAUCCCUGAAAGUGACGCUGCAAUCGCAGCAGACUCGGCUCAAGAACAAAGAAAAGGCCGCACAUGCUGCUGAAGCUGCAGAACUCAAGACGAAGCAUAAAGGCAAGGGGAAAGCUCCAGCUCUCCGACCCACUAUCCCGUUCACGCCUACCGAUAAAAUACUCUUGAUCGGCGAGGGUAAUUUCUCGUUUGCACAUGCGCUCGUUAUCGAUCCUCCUUCUUCGCUGGAACAUCUCCCGCCAUCGAACAUCACAGCUACUUCUUAUGAUUCCGAGGAGGAAUGCUAUGAUAAAUACCCAGAUGCGAGAAGUAAAGUGGAUGUUCUCCGGGAGCGCGGCGUGGAGGUUUUUUUUGGCGUAGAUGGAACUAGACUCGAGAAAAUCCAUGCUUUGAAAGGGAAGCGGUUUAAUCGCGUCGUUUUCAACUUUCCUCAUGCAGGAAAGGGUAUAACAGACCAAGACAGAAAUAUACUAUCUAAUCAGAUGCUUAUCCUGGGGUUUCUUCGUUCUGUUGUUGGCUGCCUUGCAGAAGGCUCCAUUCCAACGCCUAACCUGCCACGAAAACGAAACAGGCCUGCAGACGACGACGACGACGACGACGUGAACGACGAUGCGGCAGAUGACUAUAUGGAUGCCUCGUCGCCUUCUGCAACGCAGGGCGCAAGGGGAACAGUGCUCAUCACCCUGCGCAACGUUCCGCCAUACACCAACUGGGACGUGCCAAGACUGGCAAAGACACCUCCAAAACCUACAUCAUUAGGGACUCUACCGAACCCAAACUAUAAGCUUCUGCGGUCGUUUGUAUUUCACAGGAAUACAUGGAAGGGAUAUGAACACCGCAUGACAAAGGGCGAGAGAGCUCAUGGUCGAGGUACAACAGGUGAAGGAGGGGAGGAUCGGACAUGGGAAUUUUGCCUCAAAGACUGAUAUUAACCAUUCUUCUAUGAAAGUGCGUGGUGCGUGAACUAUG